AUGUCAACGCGAUCGGAAGCUAAUCAGCAUCUCCCAUGCCUGCCAUGCUUGAUCGUGGACAACUAUGACAGCUACACCCAUAAUCUCUUUCAGCUGUGCUGGACAGUCUCGGGGGUUCAGCCGAUCGUCAUCAAGAAUGACGACUACGAGGCGUUUCAGACGCUGUCAGCGAGCAAGUCCUUCUCCUCCAUCAUCCUCUCUCCUGGUCCUGGUCGGCCAGACAAGCAGGAGGACUUCGGUCUUUGCAUGAACGUGCUCAAGGAUCCCCCAGUCCCGGUCCUUGGCGUCUGCCUUGGGUUCCAGGGGCUCGGGCAUGCGUACGGGAUGCAGGUCAACCGAGCUCCGGGAGGAGCGGUGCAUGGGCGGACGAGCAAGAUAUUCCACAACAACUCUCUCCUCUUCCGCGACAUCCCGCAGGGCAGCUCGGUGGUGCGGUACCACUCCCUUGCGCUGUGCAGGGCAGACGGGAGCAAAGAACCAUUCCCGGUCGACCUCGAGGAGGUGGCAUGGACGGCAGACGGGAUUAUCAUGGGUAUUCGGCACAGGAAGCUUCCGCUGUGGGGAGUGCAGUUCCACCCGGAGUCCAUCUGCUCGGAGUGUGGGGAGAAACUACUGAAGAACUUCCUGGAG
This is a messenger RNA of Guillardia theta CCMP2712, 630 nucleotides long. RefSeq lists its product as hypothetical. The transcript has a single exon. Gene Ontology annotation, biological process: L-tryptophan biosynthetic process. Gene Ontology annotation, cellular component: cytosol. The annotation marks the transcript as partial. Lineage: Eukaryota; Cryptophyceae; Pyrenomonadales; Geminigeraceae. The record is from RefSeq and is a predicted model, not a curated record.